Molecule: messenger RNA, 895 nt
Organism: Tribolium castaneum (red flour beetle)
Lineage: Eukaryota; Metazoa; Arthropoda; Insecta; Coleoptera; Tenebrionidae
Exons: 5
Coding region: 82-813 (243 amino acids)
Cellular component (GO): trans-Golgi network
Source: RefSeq, a predicted model, not a curated record
CCCCUAGCGGCCAGUCGGUGACUUGUUGCUUCAGUCAAGCCCUAACCUCAAAAUUUAUUUAUUUUUCCAUAAAUAUGAGUCAUGGCUAAGAUUUUUAACGCAAUAAUUGUGGCGAUCAUUGUUUGUUGCUUAAAAUGCUCGGACGGUAGUGUAUGUAUUUCGGAAGAUGCGUGCAAUUGCCAAAUCAACGCAAAUAGCAGAAUAGACUUGAAGCAGAUUUCGCCAAAUGUUCUCUUUGAUAGCGACAGCUCAGGCAAUAGUUUCUAUUUUUGGGGGUGCAGAGAUGGGACGCAAAAUAUAACCGUGAACGGCACCGUGAAACCGUUCACCGGUUCGUUGAUUUGGGCGAAUGCCACUGAAGGUAAACCUCUAGGAUUUAGCAAAGAAAUACGGUUUAAUCUCCACGACGAGAAGGAAAAGUUUUACGAAAUUGUUUACAAGGAUGGGGAAAAUGUCAAGGCUUCGGUUCACCUUGUUUGUACGCUUGAAGACACGUUUAUCAAAAUUUUGAUUGCUAACAGUACUAAUCCCCAGUUGGCGCUUGGUUCGCCCCAUGCUUGCGUUAUCACCGAAAAGUCGGGUCUGAGUACGGGUUCAGUCCUCCUUUUGAUAUUUUUUAUCUCAUUUGGGGCCUAUUUCGUUGGGGGAAUACUCAUUUUGUACUUUAUGAGGGGUGCAAGAGGGUUGGAAACGAUUCCAAAUGUAGAUUUUUGGAGAAGUUUGCCAGGAUUAGUCAAAGAUGGCAUCAUUUUUCUUUUCAGCGGCUGCAGUGCCAGCUCUAUUACAACACCGGAGACUUACGACAGAAUUUAGCGAUAUUUCUUAGGUGUUUUGCGACUGAGUGAUUUCUGUGUUUGUAUAAAUUUAUAAAAUAAAGUUACUUUAAUUAAUUGUU